This is a messenger RNA of Saccostrea cuccullata (small rock oyster), 666 nucleotides long. Its product is annotated as fucolectin-like. The record is from RefSeq and is a predicted model, not a curated record. The transcript is spliced from 4 exons. NCBI's taxonomy places the organism in Eukaryota, Metazoa, Mollusca, Bivalvia, Ostreida, Ostreidae. The coding region runs from base 1 to 666 and encodes 221 amino acids.
AUGGAACCACACAAUAUCAAGAAGUCGGUGACGAAGGAACCUUUAUCAAAAUUUAGUGGUAAUGAAGAUGAGUCAAAUCUACCAGAAAGCCAAGCAUGUUCCCCUGACUUGGAAAAUGGAGUUUUGGAUGUCAACAAAGCACUCUUCCCAGGCGACACAGUCAAUGGAAGUUGUAACGAGGGUUACAUAGCUAUAUCCGGAGAAAUACUUGCGACAUGCUCAGUGUUGACGAAUGUUGCUGUCGGUAAACCCGCAGUACAAUCUUCCACCUUUCAAACUGAUGAUGCUGCAAAAGCCGUGGAUGGCGAUAGAGGAACGGAUAUCAUCGAAAACACCUGCUCCCACACGGACAUAGGGGACGAUUACCCGUGGUGGAGGGUUGACCUUCUGGAUAAUUAUUACAUCCUAACUGUUAGAAUUGUCAACCGGGGCAUGGACAUGUACGGAAUAGAUGAGUCGGCCAGGCUUAAGGAUGUAACAGUCAACACAGGAGUGACACUGUCAGAUAUCACCAAAUUCUGUGGUUUCUUUGCUGGACCAGGAGGACUGUCUCAACUAGUGACCAUCAACUGUCCACAGUACACAAUGGGAAGAUACGUACAAAUCUCACUGGUGACUCCGUAUCUAACCCUCUGUGAAGUAGAUGUAUUUGUUGUGGGUAUCUAG